Messenger RNA from Paramecium pentaurelia, 276 nucleotides. The record is from the annotation of a GenBank genome assembly. Lineage: Eukaryota; Ciliophora; Oligohymenophorea; Peniculida; Parameciidae.
AUGAUACAACUUGUAAAUACCACUUUUUUCAAUUCCUAAUAUAAAUUAAAGUUUCUUUUAAAGAAUGCCUUUGUUUAUAAACCAUUGAAUUAACUUAAAACUUAAGAACAAUUCAAUAAAUAACUAUAUUUAACAAAAAUCUUACAAAUAUUGAAAAAUAUAAUAUAUGAGAAUGGCAUAACUUAUAGUGACAAAUGUUGUAUUAAUUAUUUAAAUUACACUAGAAGUUUAAAUAUACUCAAUCUCUAUAAAUCCAUAUAAUAAAAAAGGUAAUGA